CAUUUGUAAUCCUCUAGACGACGCUUUUUCCUCCUCUCUCUACCUUCCGUAUCGUCCCCUGUAUAUCUCUGUCAUCACGAGGGUCGAGCCACGGCUUCAACUACCCCGAGUAUUGUCCUCAGAUUCUUGUUUUUGGUCUGAGGAUGGCUGCAAUAAUGCUGUCCAAUUGUACCCGCCUGUUUCCUCGUGCUCUGACACGUCUAACAUCUUCAUCCCGUGUUAAGGUUGCAAGGUCCAUUCAUCACGAGGCCCGAGUCCUCAGGAGGGUCAGGUGCUCUGGGUCACGACUCGGAAAUUUGCAUAAUGGAUUCAAUGGAAGCUAUUGCUGGAACAAUCAGCUGAGACAAAUUCGCUCGAGCCAAGCAUUAUGGGCACUCCAGGAUGUGGUUGUACCUCCCUUUGCUGAGAGUGUCAGUGAGGGAGAUGUCAGGUGGGAGAAGAAAGUUGGAGAUCAGGUGAAGGAGGAUGAUGUACUUUGUGAGAUAGAAACCGAUAAAACCUCUGUACCCGUGCCUUCACCAGGCGCAGGUGUGAUAAAAGAGCUGUACGUGGAGGAUGGAACAACCGUGAAAGCAGGCCAAAAGCUCUGUAGUAUCGAUAUAGGAGCAACCGGUGGAGCAGCCCCAGCAGCAGCAGCAGAAGCUCCCAAAGCCUCACCUCCGCCACCACCAACUCCAGCUGCUGCUCCACCACCUCCACCACCUCCAGAAGCUCCUGCAUCUGUCACCCCACCACCACCACCACCACCACCAGCAUCAGCACCACCUCCUCCUCAACGUCCAACAGCCUCAAUGCCAGUAGCUGCCAUAAAACAUGCCCAAUCCCUCGAAGGUGCCAAAGUUCAACUACCACCAGCUGACUACACUCGCGAAAUAGUGGGCACUCGAACCGAGCAAAGAGUUAAAAUGAAUCGUAUGAGACUGCGCAUUGCAGAACGCCUUAAGGAUGCUCAGAAUACAAAUGCCAUGUUAACGACAUUCAACGAAAUUGAUAUGAGUAAACUCAUGGAAUUUCGAAAGGAGCAUCAAGAGAAUUUCACCAAAAAAUAUGGUCUCAAGCUUGGAUUCAUGAGCCCCUUCCUAGCAGCCAGUGCAUAUGCAUUGAAAGAUCAACCAGUUGUCAAUGCUGUUAUCGAUGGAGGUGAUAUUGUUUAUCGUGAUUACGUUGAUAUAAGUGUUGCUGUUGCCACACCAAAGGGACUGGUUGUACCUGUACUUAGAAGCAUUGAGAAUAAAAAUUUUGCCGAGAUUGAAAUAGCUCUGGCUGCUAUUGGAGAUAAGGCUAGAAAGGGCAAAAUAUCGGUUGAGGAUAUGGAUGGGGGUACCUUCACUAUCAGUAAUGGUGGAGUCUUUGGAUCACUCAUGGGAACGCCUAUCAUUAAUCCACCGCAGAGUGCUAUUCUGGGAAUGCAUGGCGUCUUUGAUAGACCGAUUGCUGUCAAGGGACAGGUUGUCAUACGUCCAAUGAUGUACAUCGCCCUGACCUAUGAUCAUCGAUUGAUCGAUGGUCGUGAAGCCGUUAUGUUCCUUCGUAAAAUUAAAGACGCAGUUGAAGAUCCGAGAAUCAUCCUUGCUGGUCUCUAAGAUCGACUUAAUGAGUCAUAUAUGUUCACCGACAUUGGCAAGUUCAUUUUCUCCCAAUCGACUUACAUCGCAAUCAUCUAAACCCCCCCAUUCUCUAUCAAUCACACACAAGUCUGGAUAAAUGUACAGUAUCACGUUAUAUUUAAUAUUAUGAUGAGUGAAAAAGAAACCGUUUAAUACAGAAAAUUUGUGACUGAAUCAGUGAGCGACUAAGUUUAUCAACAGUUGUAAUUCGUUGAAUCAUUAAAUGUUUUAUUGAAUUUUAUGAUUUUGAAAUAAUGGAGGGCCUUUUUUUUUAGUCAAGUUCGCCGAUGAUGAUGCUCAAAUGAAUGCGAUGUACAGACGAUUAGAGCGCAGAUUGUUGUAUAUAAUAUGUAAGGGAGAAAUUAAUCGUUCAUACGAGUGACUCGACGAAAUUGUAAAAGAUAAAUUUUCAUUUUCACAAUUACACCAACGAGAUUACUGAGUGAAUGAAGCUAUGAUCAUAAACUCAAGAGUGAUUACGAAAAAUGUGUAAGAGCAAACAUAGAAAAUUCAAAAUAUCAUUCUUAGUAUUCGAUUGAUUUAUCGCGUUAUUCAUCUCCCUGUAGUUAUUUAUUUCAUCUAAUUGAUCUAAAAAUAUUCGUCAAAUUUUCCGACGAUCUUACCGCAGGUCAGUGAAAAUAGUGCGUUAAAUUUGAGAUCACAAUGAAAUCACACCUUUAAUUAAAUUGAAAGUGAAAGUUAAAUAAAUUAUUUAAAAAAUUA
Messenger RNA from Diachasmimorpha longicaudata, 2330 nucleotides. Its product is annotated as dihydrolipoyllysine-residue succinyltransferase component of 2-oxoglutarate dehydrogenase complex, mitochondrial-like. The transcript is spliced from 7 exons. Gene Ontology annotation, cellular component: oxoglutarate dehydrogenase complex; mitochondrion. Bases 144 to 1583 code for a protein of 479 amino acids. The record is from RefSeq and is a predicted model, not a curated record. Lineage: Eukaryota; Metazoa; Arthropoda; Insecta; Hymenoptera; Braconidae. Gene Ontology annotation, molecular function: dihydrolipoyllysine-residue succinyltransferase activity. Gene Ontology annotation, biological process: tricarboxylic acid cycle.